Paramuricea clavata is the source of this 1539-nucleotide messenger RNA. Lineage: Eukaryota; Metazoa; Cnidaria; Anthozoa; Malacalcyonacea; Plexauridae. The record is from the annotation of a GenBank genome assembly.
AUGACUGAUUCAACAAACAUUGUGAAACGUUUAGAAGAAAUUGGAUGUCAAGGUCUUUCUAGCUUUGAGGUCGAUCGAAAUAAAAUUAAAUGGCGAAACGACUUCGAGCAUCUCAAGAAGUUCGUUCAUGAUUGCCUUGGAAUCAAUGGGAAAUGGUCUUCUCCUGGCGGGGGAGCAAAACGUUUUAAAGCACAAGACGACAAUUUCAGCAUAAACUGGUAUUUUAAGAAGCAGUCAACGCUACUUUUCCAGGGAUGUUUAGGAGACGUUUUUAAGAACAAAAUAAUAGAGCUACUUAGCGAAAAAACACAGAAGAAUGGCGCUGUCGAAACCGUAGGGGAUUCUGUGAUUCAAAAUCAAAGUCAAAACGAAGUCAUCAGUGUCAGUGAAACGACCCAAGAGAGCUUUCUGAACACAUCUGACGAUAUUUCCCAAAACAAUCCAUGCAAGGAUUCAAACAUCUGCCAGAAAAGUCAACCUACUUCUACCGUAUGUGGUUGUAACUGCAAAUCAUUGGCAACAGAUAUCGCAGGUAUUCAACUUGAUAUGAUAAUUCUACAGAACCGUGUUGAGGGAAUGAUUAAUGCAAAGACUAACAUUUCUCCAAACGAAGAAGUAAUGGCGAAGCUCCAGCUUGAACUUAAACAACAACAACACAGAAAUCAAAUGCUUGAAGAUCGUGUAAAAGCAGCUGAACAAGAGAGAGACUCGCUCCUCUUAGCUUUAAAGCUCCUUACACAAGAUCAACGCCAUUCCCAUGAAAAACAAAUUAAUGCUAAUGACCGGGAUGACUUUCAACAACCGAAUCGAGAUACCCAUGCAAUCCCGCUUAAAAAUCAAUUCUCUUCUCUUGCUGUCGAGGAGACAAGUGAAAGCGUAUCUGCUUCAACGACAAACCUCGAAAAUCAAUCUACAAGGAAGCGUGUUAAAGAAGAAAUUGUUCUUAUUGGUGAUUCAAUAGUGAAACACAUCGACCCUCGAAAACUUACAAAGAAAAAAGUUUAUAAAUUUACAUACCCAGGGAAAACUGCCGAAGAUAUUGAAAAGGAACUUAACAUUAUUAAUAUUCAAUCAUCUCCCUCCCACGUAAUUGUUCACGCUGGGACAAACAACAUUCCGAUAGACUCAACCAAAGUAUGUUCGAAGAAAUUAGAAAGGCUUGUUAUCAAAACCAAAGCAAAAUUCCCUAAUUCAAAAGUUGGUUUAUCUGGAAUCACGUUUAGACAGGAUAUAGAACAAGCAACUAAAAUACAGGAAGUCAACAAGAAACUCGAAGAAAUGGCUGCAAAGCACGAUGUUAUGUUCAUUGAUAACUCUUCCAUUGAUCACACAUGUUUAAAUGGGAGCAAUAUACAUCUUAACGGCAAAGGUUCAGCAGUCCUGGCCUCACAUUUUAUUACCUUUCUGAGAGGAAAUCAACCCCGUGUUGUUCAAGACACGACUCGUUCUGAGAAGGAUUUUCGUAUGGCAACAAUCAAUCAAAUAGGGGACAUGUUGAAAGCGAUACUCGUGGGGAACUCUCGCAAAAUUCGACGAUAA